This is a messenger RNA of Topomyia yanbarensis, 2130 nucleotides long. Its product is annotated as zinc finger protein 350-like. The transcript is spliced from 2 exons. Gene Ontology annotation, cellular component: nucleus. The coding region runs from base 107 to 2041 and encodes 644 amino acids. NCBI's taxonomy places the organism in Eukaryota, Metazoa, Arthropoda, Insecta, Diptera, Culicidae. The record is from RefSeq and is a predicted model, not a curated record. Gene Ontology annotation, biological process: regulation of transcription by RNA polymerase II. Gene Ontology annotation, molecular function: DNA-binding transcription factor activity, RNA polymerase II-specific; RNA polymerase II transcription regulatory region sequence-specific DNA binding; zinc ion binding.
GUUUAUCAACAUUACUGUCAUUUCGGCUGAUAGUGUUGUUUCCCCAAUAAUAGAGUUAUUCCAGAUUAGCAAACGUUUUCCUAAAGCGACAGGCAAGCCAGCGUUAAUGUCCAUCUGCUGCAUUCCUAUUUGUCCGAACAGCAAUGCUAAUGGGAAACCCCCGGAAAUCGCUUCGAGAACUUCGGUUAGCUUCCAUCCAUUCCCUCAGAAUGAAAUACUGCGUUCACAAUGGUUUGAUGCUCUGGCCAUCUCCAAUCCCCUCCGUUUUCGUUGGAAAAUCAAAACUGUUUGCUCCGAUCAUUUUCUCCCUUCGGAUCUGCUAACCAAGGAUGGCGAAAUAAGGUUGGCCGACAGGGCAAUUCCCUCGAUUUGUGAUUUGGAUGAUGAGGACACCAUGAACGUAGCGGAAGAUGAAGACCAGUCCAGAAUAUCCCACUUGAAAGACCAAUUUUGUCGACUUUGUUUUCACAAACAUUCAACACUGUUUCCUUUGAAUGCUCGAAUUCACAACAUGAACUUAACGGAAAUAAUCCGCUUGAUUUGUGGAGUACAAUUUCACCCAAAUUUAAAUCUUCCCAAUCGAAUCUGCUCCGGGUGCAUGACGAAGGUCGACUUUGCAUUUAACGUUCGCCUCGAGUUUCAGAUGAACGCGGAAAAAUUGCGAGCUUUGGUGAAAGAGGGAAGAUUGUUGAGCUACUACGAGCAGUAUGAACCGCCUUCGAAUGUAUCAAACGGAACGAAAGAUAGUUAUAUCGAUAGUAUUAUGAAAACCAGUCGAGAGGUAUUGGUUGAGCGAAACAUAAUUAAGACCUCCAAACACACCGAUAUUCAUGACUUUGAGAUUUUAGUACUCGACGACAAAACAGCGCCGUCACACGGGACAUGUGCAAUACGGGAACAAUUUGAUAAUGUCGAACACUUGAUCGAGCAGGAUAUGGUAAACGAACUGGAUGCAUUGGGGUACGAAGAAAUUUGGGAUGAAGAUAUUUUGAAUCCAGUAGAUCUUGAAGCGUUUCGAAAUAAUAUUAAGGCUGACCAACAGGAGGAUUCAAUUGUUUAUGAUCUUACUGAUGAUAAUGCUAGUGGUCACAAAAAGAAAGAUGCUAACGAUCCAAGUGAUGCGAAUAAGUCGUACGUGUUUUCUUGGACAGAGUUGGUAAAGCCAAAGAAAAGUCGACCAAAAAAACCAGCGAAAAAAUUGGUGAUGCCAGAGCUGAUUCCCAACAAAUGUUACGUAUGCGUGCAAGCUUUUACCUCCGAACAAGUGCUUGAGGAACAUCUAACAUCUCACGUAGCGAUGCUGCCUUACAAAUGCGAACAGUGCAGUAUUGAAACUAAUCCGAUCGUACUAAAAGGAAUGGUGUCCUUAAACCGUCACCUACAAUCGCAUCUCUAUCCAUACACUUGUCCCCAAUGUCCACAGAGGUUCUCUACACAGUACGGUAGAUAUUCGCAUAUACGUUGGAUCCAUCGGAACUUCCAGAAAGAUGGCUUCACUUGCGAUGUCUGUGGUAAGACGUUUGAUAAGAAACGAACAUUCUUGGCACAUGCGUUGAAACAUCGAAGUCAAACUGAGCAACGCUUCAAGUGUAGCAAGUGCUGUAAAGUUUUUACUACCAAGGUUUCACUUGACCGACACACUCGAACGCACACCGGAGAGUGUCCCUUCGAAUGUCCUUAUUGUGGAAAACGGUUCAACCACCAGUACAACUUUCGGCAGCACAAGCUGCUCCACUUGUCUGGUCAAAAAUCUUAUCGCUGCGAACACUGUCCGAAAGUUUUUGUGAGAUUUGCUUCAUUGAGACGACACUUGCGGGAACAUUUUCCAGAUCGAAUACAAAAUUCAAAUUCAGAAUCUGUAGAACCACAGGAAGUUUCCUCCGUAUGUCGGUUUUGUUCGGUACAAUUUUCCGAUUUUGAGGCCAGACGAGAUCACGAACACAGGCAGCAUACAACGCACCAGGAAGUGUUGGAAACAAUUGAACUAGUAUCGAAAGAGGAAAUUGAACAACUGGUUAGCGCUGGAUUUGUACAAUUUUGAGUUUCCUGAAACAUUUUUUCGGAAGGGAACGCUUUAUCCAGUAAAAAACUGAGUGGUGAACAUAAAAAUUUGAUGUUUGUCUAAACCUU